AUGGUGUUUUUGGCGGCUCUUCUGCCGGUUGUACUGAUGAGUGAAUGUCAGGAUGAAAAUGAUUGUUCUGAUGUUUAUAACUCAGGAGAAACAGUCAGUGGGAUUUACUCCAUCUAUCCAGCAGGUGAUGUUCCUGUCUCGGUUUAUUGUCAGAUGAUCUCAGAUGGGAACGAUGAAGACAAAGGAGGAUGGACGGUGAUUCAGAGGAGAGUAGACGGCAGUGUGAAUUUCUAUCAGCCGUGGAAUCACUACAAGAGAGGAUUUGGGAUUGUGGAGAGUGAAUACUGGCUGGGGCUGGAGAACAUGUACCAGAUGACAUAUAAAAGGAGUUACAAGCUGAGAGUGGAUCUGGAGGACUUUCAAGGAAAUAAAGUUUUCGCUCAGUACUCAUCCUUCUCUGUGGAUCCUGAAGCUGAUGGAUAUAGACUGCAUGUUUCAGGGUUCGAGAAUGGAGGAGCAGGCGACUCUUUAUCUUUUCAUAAUGGACAGAAGUUCACCACCUUAGACAAAGACCAAGAUGUCCGUGAAGGUAACUGUGCCAAACUCCGUCUCGGGGCAUUUUGGUACAAAGACUGUCUGGAGACAAACCCCAGUGGUGUGUAUUUAUGGGGUGAAGAUGCCACCCAUUUCGCUAUUGGAAAUAUUUGGUCAACAUGGAGGAAUCAUGAUGUCGGUAUGAAAUCCAUCAGCAUGAAGAUCAAACGCGUGUCAUGA
This is a messenger RNA of Sinocyclocheilus rhinocerous, 714 nucleotides long. Its product is annotated as microfibril-associated glycoprotein 4-like. The record is from RefSeq and is a predicted model, not a curated record. The transcript has 4 exons. Bases 1 to 714 code for a protein of 237 amino acids. Lineage: Eukaryota; Metazoa; Chordata; Actinopteri; Cypriniformes; Cyprinidae. Gene Ontology annotation, biological process: elastic fiber assembly.